GUUCCUUAUAUAUUUUCUUGACGAGAAGAUGAAUAUUGAUCAAGUGGAGUCUUCUGACCAACAUUUUGUCAUGAUAUCAAAGACAAUAAAAAUAGUCAAUGAAUUGAUGCAAAACCCUGAAAUACCGCCAUUCUUUAUUUUUAUAAAAUUUUGAUAAUUCACUAUAUUAUAUGACUUAUUUUUUUUUCAGAAUACUAUUUGAUUUUCUAAAUCAUUUGGCUCAAAAUGAUUAUAUAUGCUACAUGAGUUUUACGUCAUUUAAUUAACCUGACUUUCUUUUUGGCUUCUACCAUUGUUUAAAAAAAUAAGAAGAAGUACUGGUUUAUGGUUUGAGUUUUUUAGACGAAGUUCUCAUACAUAUUAUUGUCACAAGAAACAAGACUUGAGGCGUCGAUUAAUUCUUUCUCUCGGCAAAGGAAUUCACAGAAACGGAAAAUAUAUUUGACGAAAAGCACCACAACAUGACAAAUCACAACAACAAAUUUAAAAUAAUUUAAUCUCCUUUUUAAGGUCUACAUUUCCCGUUUUUCCCCACUAAGAAAAAUGAGAAAGUAAAAAAUAAGACAGGGGUUACGAAGACAACUAGUCCUACAUACAAAAUUUGCCUAUCUGAAAAUAGAGAAUUUUCUAGCAGUUGCCUUCACCCCUUUCUGAUUUGCUGCAACCAUAUUGAAUCGACCGAGAGUUUUCGAACAAAUUGUAAGCUUAGGAAAAGAAACGAUGAAGACCCCUAUCGUUAGAUCAUAUGUUAGGUCAAAAGUGCCGCGGCUGCGAUGGAAUUCUGAUCUUCACAACUCUUUUGUUCAAGCCGUUGAACAACUAGGUGGAGAACAUAGAGCAACUCCUAAGAUGGUUUUACAGUUAAUGGAUGUAAGAGGACUCACAAUAUCACACGUGAAGAGUCAUCUCCAGAUGUAUAGGAGCAUGAAGUUGGAAGAAUCCAUGCAAGACGAGAUAUUAGCAAAGAGAAGUGUUAGAGUGACAGGAGAAGUGACUUGGUGGCAGUUUCAACAGUACCUUCUUAAUUAUCAACGUCUCCGAGGCAACGCCAACCUUUUCCAAAAUCAACUAAGGCGAGAAGACGAAAUCUAUGAAAACAUAAUAACAUUUGGAGAAUCAAGUAAUGGAAUUAAGGACGUACCAAGUGACUAUUUUACUUGCACGUCUCUAUAUGAGUCUUCAAGGGUCCGAGUUAGUAAAAGUAAAGCUGAUGAUGACAAUGGUAAAAUUGUUUGUGAUAUUGGAGAUGAUGGUAAUGUUGUUACUGUGUCAGUAAAAUCAACAAAGGCUUCCAAAGGUGAAGAAGAAUCGUCCCUUGAGCUCACUCUUGGUCUCAAGCCUUAAAACAGGAAUUCGAUAUAUGCAGAAACCAUUGGAAUGUAUCUUGUUAAUGCAUGUAUUUAAAAAUAUGUUUUUAAUCAUUUCUGUAUACUAGUGAAAACCAUUGCACGUUGGUGUCUUUCUACUGAGAUUUUAAACCGACGACUGUAUGCCGUUUCUUUGACUAAAUCUGUACGUUGUCAAUGGUAAACCAAUAUAAAAAAUUUACAUCUUUAUUUUAGUGAUUUCAGUAAUUAAACUCUAUAAUCUAUCUAUCUAUUUUUUUUUUUUGAAUUAUACUGGGGUAUUCUGGUCCCACAGAAAUGAUUCAGACUAGUCAUGUGUUGCCACCUGUUGGUCCCCUGUCUUUGGCGAUGCCGAAAUGUUAAUUUUCCAAUGGUCGGGACUCGAACUUUGGUUGCUUCACCAUAUUGGAUUUUUUACCCACAAAUUAAUUACCAUCAGACCACAAAUCCUGGUUAUCUAUCUAUAUAUACAAAAGAAAAGACUCUGCCACAUCAUCACGAAGGAGGAGCAAAAGAGGACACAUGUCCAAUUCUAUAUAUCUGAAGAAAAGACGAAACUUUCGUUUACUUCUUUACGACCUUUUACUAACCUGGUUUUAUAGGGUCUGUUUGCCUAAAGCCCAUAUAAAUAAUCUGGCCAUCUUCUUUCUAGACCUAAUGUUGUCUAGCAGGAAAAAAAAUCACAGGGACGAUUGAAAGUAACGUUUUCCUUUAGCAUUCAAGAGUCUCAUAUAAUGAUCGCGAUAACAACUAUUAAACCACUCUCUCCACUCCUUCGAAUUGAUUUUAUCAUACAUCUUUCCAUGGUAACGUCUGAAACCUAGGGUUAUAUAUACGCCGGAGGCAGGACAUGGCAAUCAUCUCUCCCAACAAACCUUUCAAACUUUCGAUUCCAAGCUCACCUACCUCUGUUGGCCACCUCACGUAUCCUUCUCACUGUUUUGAUAGAUGGGCGUUGUAGCCAGAGUUCUAUUAUUUAGUUUUCUGUUACGUCUGUGAAAUAAUCAUGUAAUUGCUCUUCGGCCACAGUUUACGUUCAUCCACAUUUCUGUUAACUCCUACCGUCUGAAGAAGAACAAACACCUGUUCAGUGAAGGUUCACUCUAUUCGAUAUAGACAUGGCUUUUUAGUUAUGCACAUUCUCUUUCUUGGUUGUAAGUUGUGACUUUUUUCCAUUGCGUUUUCAUCUUAUGUGUGAAUAUAGCUUACUGAGGAGUUGGCUAAGUUGGAUGAAAAGCUCAAGUUGACAGAAUCCAUUAUCCAAAGAAAAUUAUUGCUCGGUGAAUACUUCCUUGCUCGAUUAUGUUACAUCUUAUAUUUUUAUACUAAAAUAACACAAAACAAUUGUGUUGCAGUCUUCCUGAUUUCAACCGCUUAUGAUGCUGAGUUCUAGAAUUGAUAUUGAUUUCAGAAACUUAUGAACUUCAUUCUUGUUUCAUUCAAACUAAUUUGUAUUGAUUUCAACCGCUUAUGAUACAUACUUAAAUUAAUAUGUUUCUUUUGAUUCAAACAAAUAUGAUAGCUAAUACUCAAGAAAAUAUGAAGGAAUGCGCAGAUACGGAAGAGAGGCUCAAGAGAUUAUGCAGGAACAUACAUAGAUAUACCAUUUGGUGGCCAAGUUAUCUUGAGAGGAAAAGGAGAGGCUCAAGGGUCACCAGUAAAUUAUCAACAGAAUCUUGGUGGAAGAUACUUUCGCGUUUAUUGAUUUCAAUUGCUUAAACUCCAGAAUCCUGGAAUUAGAGGGUUUCUUUUGUUUUCAUUUAAACCAAUAUUGUACUAUAUUCUAGAGAAUCACAACGUCAAUGUUCAUUAUAAUAUAUAGAAACAGGCAGAUGAGAAAUGACGUGGGGAUGAAAUUUAAGAGGAAACAGAGUAAAGAGAAAAACCAAAAUGAACACUCAUAUGAUUUCUUUGGACACAAGUAACUGAUAUGUCUUGGGAAGAUUUAGGGGUUUGAGGUGACCUCUCAUUUGCUGUUACCGAAAUUAGUGAAAUGGAUUUAAAUUUGAUAUAUUUAAAUGCACACAUUUCAUAACUGUAUAGAAUUUCUAGGGGGAAAAUAUAUAAAGAAACUCUUUUUUUUGUAACAUAUAAACAAACUCUUUAAUUUUGGAACUUAAUGAUUAUUAAACCAAAACAAAUCUUAAAUCAAUUGUAAACUUAAAAGUGAUUUCGCAUAACUUAAAUAACUAACAUAAAAGAGUAUUUAGAUCAUCAUUUUGAUAUACUUUUGAUCAUCUUCCUCAUUAUUAUAUAUAGGACUUUCAGUUAUAAAAAUACAAUAAAUUGUGAGACUUAAUCAUCUCAAAUUUGUUUAAGACCAUGAAAAAAUUAAAAAUAAAUUAUAAUAUGUCUACCCAUUUAUAUUUCGUAAUGGUUUAGCUAUUAUGUAUUUAAAUACAAAUGCAAAAAAAAACUAUAUAUAUAUAUACAAAAAAAUUGUGCGUAUAAUGGAAAUGUUUUGUAUCCAUUAAUGAAACAAAGUUUCCCAGAUUCCUAGGAUUAGCAAUGACUACGACGGUUUUCUAAUUUACCAUACAAUUCAUUUUUUCUGGCUUACUUUAGGACUUUGACAAAACAUAAUAUCAGAUUUUCAGUAACUUGAUUUCCCUCAUAUGCUCAAUUCUUAUUAAAUAUGUACCAAAAAAUAGAUAAACGACAAUACCGUUCACGAAAACAGAGACAUACCAAAGUUCCUUCUAUACUGUUAUGUUUAAGUAAGGCCCUCUUUACUACCUCCGCAAGACUGAAUCCUCUCAGUAAUCAACCGAACAAUCACAAACUGUGUCUACUCCUUCAAACAGGAGAACUCUGAAGAAUCAACCAACUCCAUGAAACUAUAGCUUUCUCUGUUUUAAUUGGCUUUUUAUUUUCUGAUUUCAAAAUAACUUUUCCACUCCAUCGCCAAUGUUGUAUAACGAUAGCAAAACAGAGACAUACGAAACUCUGGGCCUCUCAUCCAAGAUUGCUUUACUAAGCCCUUCUCUAACUUACAAAUCCAAUGUCACCAUCGGAUCCAUUUAUCUCUCUAAAAUGGGUUUUAUGUAUUUAAAUACUCCCUCCGUUCCCGAAAUUAAGAUGUUUUAGAUUUUUUACUUGUUCCACAAAGAUAUAUUUUCUAUAUGUUUAAGGUAUUUUUUUAUACUUUUAAAAACAUUAAAUGAAAAUAUUUGAAUUGAUUAAAUUUCAUUGGCGAAAAGUUAUUGGAAAGUAUAUAAUAAAGUAAAAAAAAAUUAAAUUAUAAAUAUUUAUUGAAUUCUUAAUAAGCGUGAACACUUUAUAAAUCUUAAUUUCGGGAACAGAGGGACUAAUAUUUAACCACCAAUUAUAUAAACUAUAAAAUAUAUUAUAUUAUAUUAAAAAACUAUGUAAGCACCAAUUAAAACCCUACACAUAUCUAUCAUAAACAAUUUUAAAGAAAAUUAUACGUAAUAGAAAAAAUACAACCCAAAUAUGUUAACAAACAGUUGUCUAUGUUCUCUACAAAAAUUUUACCAAAAAAAAUGUUCUUUACAAAAACUAGCGUUUACAUGUUUAUAAAUGCCUUCUAUUAGGGUAGACCGAUAAAUUUAAAACCAUCUUCACAUCGUAUAUGUUGGACUUUAGAUGCUGUCACAUGCGCCCAAAUAUUUAAAACAUAGACAACCGUUAAACAAAAGAACCUCCUUCAUAAUAAAACGUCCUAUAAUAUCAAUAAAUUUUAACAAUACAAAAUAGAAAACUACACUAUAUACAUUUGCGUAUGAUAAAUUUAUUACAACAAUUUAAUAAGACAAAUUCAAAACACCCACAUCCCUAGUGAUGUAUAUAGUAACAAGGUAAAAAGCUUAAUUAGGGGGUCAUAUACCUCUACAAAUUAAUAUUUAAUUAUUUUGGGUUAGAUUAGUGUCUACACCAAUAUAUUUGUGUUCAUACUUCCACAUACCCCACUAAUUCGUUCAUAUUUUGUUAUAGUAUUAUCAUGUUAUAGUUUUAUAUAUCAAAUUUGUUAAGCAUGACUAAUAAAAAUAUUUAUGAAAAUUAAAGUCCAAUUCAUUAAUGUUUAUGUGUUUCCUUAAUUUAGUACUAUUGCACGGGUGUUUGUUUUCGCUCUUGAAUGCAUAUGUAAAGUCUUGACAAUAGAACUUUGAACAAACCAGCAGCUAAGUAGAUUUUUCUUUUGAUUGUUGAUUACUACAUGUUUACGCGUUUUGUAGAUCCACAAAUGUUAAAUUAACGUUGCUUCAAAACGCUAUACCUCAACUUGUAUCACUAUCAAUACAAUAUGUUAAAAGGUACCUGAAACCUAAGACAAAAACAAAUACAA
Brassica napus (rape) is the source of this 5652-nucleotide messenger RNA. RefSeq names its product protein PHOSPHATE STARVATION RESPONSE 1-like. NCBI's taxonomy places the organism in Eukaryota, Viridiplantae, Streptophyta, Magnoliopsida, Brassicales, Brassicaceae. The transcript has 6 exons. The record is from RefSeq and is a predicted model, not a curated record. Gene Ontology annotation, molecular function: DNA binding; DNA-binding transcription factor activity. Bases 721 to 1344 code for a protein of 207 amino acids.